AUGGUUAGUCACGAUGGUGAAGGUAAGUGCAUGUGUUAGCCACGGACAAAAGAACACCCAGAGAGUACGCUAACUCAUCCUCCAUAGAGCAGUGUUUGUGUGAGCAGUGGAUAGUCAACUAUGGCAAAAAAACUGCUAGCAAAAUAACUGACAACUAACCACUUUUAUUUUGUGUGCACAUAAUCGAAUCGACCAAAACUGAUUUCAACACCGGAGCUCUGUGUGUCUAAGCAAACAGUUGACAAAAUUUAGAUCUUGGGGGUGCAAAAUAUUGGACCCAAUCUAAAACCAGCAUUUAAAGUGUUAUUCUUAUUCGGACGCAAUAAUUGGACUCGGCGCAUAAGUUGGAGUAGAUACAAUGCCUUCUAUAGACACUACCAUCAACCCUAUCAGCAUUGUCGCAUUUGUACUUACGUGUUUGGGGUGUGUCCAGCCUUUGAUAUCCAUCUUCCUGGCCAACUGGUGGUCCAAGGAUCAGUGGAACCGCUCCAGAGUCUACUAUGGAAUAUGGAGCACCGUGAGCUGCAAGACAGAUAGUGGGGAUUGUGAGUCAGUGCCAGGGACAGUGUUGGCUGGCGGAGAAGAGAUUCUGUUUGUUAGUAAAGUGUUUGCGACAUUCACAGUGCUCCUGGCGUUUGUCGCCGUAGUCUUGCACAUAGCCUACUUCUUCUUGCGGCAUGCCGCCGUUAGAACAGCCGCAGUCUUCAUGAACGGCGCUGGAGGUCUCUUUGGACUUCUGGCCGUGUUCGUGUUUGUAGGAUUUUAUCACAAAGUUGACGACGACUCUGCCUCAGUGGGCGUGGCAUUCUACCUCUUCCUCAUUGGCAGCAUCGUCUGUUUCGUGGCCGGGGCGUUUACAGCCUGGGCCGCUGUUAGGAAAGUCAAGUCAAGAAUCUCGGAUUUCGGAGAAUGUUAAUAACACAUGAUGUUUUUUUUUGUCUGUUAUAAUUAGGUGUGCUUAUAUGAUAAUCUGCAUAUGGCAUAAAAGUCGUUAAGUU
Molecule: messenger RNA, 998 nt
Organism: Biomphalaria glabrata
Lineage: Eukaryota; Metazoa; Mollusca; Gastropoda; Planorbidae
Exons: 3
Coding region: 359-916 (185 amino acids)
Source: RefSeq, a predicted model, not a curated record